UUGACUGUCCUGCCAGUGUGCACACGCAUCUACUACCGAAGCCACGUUGCAUGCAUGUACUGCACGUUAUUCACGGGAAAUCGACAACGUUCAAUGAUCUGAUUGACAGGUGCUCAUUUCUACAACAGAGGCUCUGAAUCUUUCUCGGCGCUCUGUUAACGUGACAUCUGUGGUCCGAGAUUUAGAAAACGGGAGCGGUAGCCACUGCAAGGGGUCUUCGCUGAAUCUCGCUGCAGACGACGUUGGACGGAAAGCAUGGCGAAUUGUCUGUAAACAGUGUCGGACGAGAAGCGAUUGUUUACACUUAACGAGACUAGUGUCCUGUGCUGCCAAAUAUGUCGUCGAAGAAGGUUAUUACGGUCGGAUCACGCAAGAGCCAGCUCGCUCUUAUCCAGACAAACUUAAUAAUCGACAAACUCAAGGAAAUUAAUCCAGAUUUGAAAUUUGAAAUUGUUUCAAUGACAACAGUAGGAGAUAGGAUCUUAGAUUCAGCAUUAUCAAAGAUUGGUGAGAAGUCCCUGUUCACAAAGGAACUAGAAGACUCCCUCAAGGACGGCACAGUCGACUUUGUGGUGCACUCUCUGAAGGAUCUCCAGACCGUGCUGCCAGAAGGGAUGGUCAUCGGAUGUGUAAACAAACGGGAUGACCCCCAUGAUGCAGUGGUAAUGCAUAAGAAACACGAUGGCAAGACUCUUGAAACUCUACCAGAGGGAAGUGUUGUAGGAACAAGUUCUCUCAGAAGGAUUGCCCAGAUUAGGAGGAAGUUCCCUCAUCUAUCCAUAAAAGAUAUUAGAGGGAAUCUGAACACCCGCUUGCACAAACUGGACGACAACAACAUGUAUGAUGCAAUUGUCCUGGCAGUCGCUGGACUUGACAGGAUGAACUGGAGUCAUCGCAUAUCGCAGAAGCUGAUGCCUGAUGUGUGUAUGUACGCUGUGAGCCAGGGUGCUAUUGCUGUGGAGUGUCGGGCUGAGGACACCCACAUGCUGGAGAUUCUGCAGACUCUCCACCACAGGGACACAGCAAUCCGCUGUGUGGCCGAGAGGGCGUACCUCCGCAGACUGGAGGGCGGCUGCACUGUACCUGUGUCAACCUUCACCGAACUCACGGACGAGAAGCUGGUGAUCCGUGGGGGCGUGUACAGUGUUGAUGGAAAGGAGGUGGUGGAAGACAGGUCUGAAGUCCUUCUCCCCAAGAAACAGGAUGAAGAAAGCAACGCCCAUGUCUACUGCUCCAUUGUGGGAGGGAGAAACGGACCCAUGCUCUUGGCGGCGGAGAAAGUUGGCAUCGAACUGGCGGACAAGUUGAUAAAGCAAGGUGCAGCAACUAUACUGACUGUCGCCAAGAGGAAGGCUAAAGAAGCAAUCGAGGAAGAACGAGUCAGGAAAAGUGCACGUACAGAAAACAAUAAAACAGCUGUUUCAUCAUAAGUUGUUUGAGGAAUACCAGAACGAGAAUAUCUAGUAAUAUGGGAAAGAGUAAGCUGAUUUUGGUGUGAGUGUUUUAGCGUGUACACUGGAGAGCUGUCUUUCGUGAUUCCGUAGAAUACAGACAAGAAAACAAACGUCCGACUGAUGAUGAGAGAUGUGAACAUUUAGGAUUGAAACAUUUCUGAUGUGAUUCUUGAAUAUAAUAAUAUAAUUGUUAUGAGUGUAAGUGGGUUAAUUGCAAUAGAUUUUAUGCACUUUAUAUGAGCCUCUCAAAGAAGAUAUAUUUGAGCAGUGUUCAGAAUGAAGCAUGACGAUGAAAUGAUCCUUGUUAUAAUCUCCAAAUACAGAGGUUAAAAUAAGGGGUCCUUCAAUUUAAAUUAUAUUGGAGCAAACCUCAACAAUUAGACUACUUUCCUUAAUUUUGAACACUGCAUUUGGAUAAUGAACUUUUCAAACUUCUGUUGUGAGAUGUUUUUUGGAAGAUAUUUUGUUUAAUUACUGGGUGGUCUUCUUGUGGAUGUUUGUCUCCUGUGUGACAGUUCUCGUGUUUUUUAGUAUCUGUAUAUUUGUUUGUUAUUCAAAAUAGUAAUGAAUUAUGAGCAAAUUGGUUUACUAACCUUAAGCUUGCACAAAUGGCCAAUGUCGGAGUUAGCCCGAGCAGAGACAACGUUUUAAAGUUGGCAGAAAAGGCUAUGUUGAAAGAAGAGUUACUGCCUCUAAUAUAAAUGUUAUGGCAUGUCAGUGAAGGUUUUGUUUGGUCUGUUUGUCAUCUUUGAUAUAAUAUCAUAUUCAAGUGGUACAAAUCAUUGUCUGAGUAAAACAUUAAGACUGUGUAAUGAGCAAGGGACUGAAAAUUCUUAAAUAUUUCUUGAAUUAUAUUGUCUUAAAUUAUAUUGAUUUUUAUGGGUAAAAGUCAGAAAAUGAGUUGCGCCAUGAUGUGCAUGCCUGCGUGUGUUUGUCGGUAUGUUAUGCUUGUCUCGGUGUUGUAGAUGCAUCUGUUGGAGUAUCAAUAAUCAAUAUUUCAAAUAAGUUUUAAAACUGAAAAAUGUGGUUAUUUAUAUGAAGAGUGUAUUAUAUCUUAUUUUAUCUGUUCCUGGAACACUGUAUGUGUGUCUGAAUCUGUGUGAAUGUGUCUCAAAGUGCUUGUGCCUGUUCAUGUUUCUUUGAGUCUGUUAAAGAACAUGAGUCAGUGCUAUGAUAAUCUGGAUCUCUGCAACCUGAUAUCUACUGUGUUGGUUCAAGGGUUAAAAUAUUAUCGCAGGUGAUAAUGGACAAUAAUCAGUGAAUUUAUUACACUCAUUCAACUGAAAAUUAGUUGACAAGGGGAGAUAACUCCUGGUGUGGUGUCCAUUGAUAUUGCUUAAGAUCCAUGAAUCACAUCAGACAUUCAUUUAUCUUUUUAUAUCUGUUUUAUGAAUUCAACUGGACCUUCAAGCAUUUACCAUUGAGUCAUCAUCAGCACCUAUGAUUCUACUAGUUAUACAAUCAAGUACUUGAAUCUGACCAAUUUGUGCCUUGGAUGUGAAUAGGGUGCAUUAGAAAAGGAAAAUGUGCCUUCAGAGGGCCUUAGACAGUGGGCUCUGUCUUGAAAAGGUUUUUGUCUCCCAAAGACCAUGAAAGUGGAUAUACUGCCUUGAAGCUGGUUCACGUCUUAUGUAAGUUACCUAUAAAUACACACAGCUGUUAAUGUCUUUCACAAAUGUUGCCGUAAACAGUAUAUAUAUGUAUAUUUCAAGUUAUAUCAUGUAAUCUUUUUGCUAUGCUGUUGAAAUAAUUAUUGUAAGUGAGGUGUCAUCCGCAUACUGAAAAUUUGUCAAUAUGAUGACAAGAAGGCAGGUGAAAGUUAAAUGACUCCAUCCUAAAAUUAGAGAUAAGAAUGUUUGUCACCCUUCUUAACAUGCAGACAUGGAUCGUUGAUGGCUUGUGGAGCACAGUGGUGUAGUGGUUAGCAUGCUGGCCUCUCACGCCAAAGGCCCAGGUUCGAAUCCCGGUGGAGACACCAAAAUUUGUGACCUGGGUCUCAUACUGUGUUGUGUCC
This is a messenger RNA of Haliotis rubra (blacklip abalone), 3468 nucleotides long. RefSeq names its product porphobilinogen deaminase-like. The record is from RefSeq and is a predicted model, not a curated record. Gene Ontology annotation, molecular function: hydroxymethylbilane synthase activity. Bases 336 to 1430 code for a protein of 364 amino acids. Gene Ontology annotation, biological process: heme biosynthetic process. Gene Ontology annotation, cellular component: cytoplasm. The transcript has 12 exons. NCBI's taxonomy places the organism in Eukaryota, Metazoa, Mollusca, Gastropoda, Lepetellida, Haliotidae.